Saccostrea echinata is the source of this 3793-nucleotide messenger RNA. Its product is annotated as histone deacetylase complex subunit SAP130-like. The coding region runs from base 141 to 3041 and encodes 966 amino acids. The transcript is spliced from 18 exons. Gene Ontology annotation, cellular component: Sin3-type complex. Lineage: Eukaryota; Metazoa; Mollusca; Bivalvia; Ostreida; Ostreidae. Gene Ontology annotation, biological process: negative regulation of transcription by RNA polymerase II. The record is from RefSeq and is a predicted model, not a curated record.
AAAUACCAUUGGUUCGGCAUGCUUGACCUCGGAAGCAAAGCAAAACACGGCUGUCUACGAUAAAAAAAAAAUCGACAACUAUUUACCUCUGCUAGAUAUAUUUCAUUACUCUGUCAUGAAUCGGUAAACUCCCCUUAAACAUGAGUAACAGAACUGCUGGAGAAAAAGAGGAUCCCCCUGUGAUAUCCUCCACCCCCACAAUCAAUCUCCCAGGACAUGCUAUCCUCAGUCAUUAUCAAGAACUGCAAGCAGCAUCUAAAUCAUUGAACCAACCAAUGGUACCAAUCAACCUAACAAGUGGAAAGACAGGAGAUGGUGGGAGUCUAGCAGCCAUUAUUCCUCAAGCUUUAUUGUCAGAAGUGCCAAGACCAGUGGCUAGUGUGGUAACCACUGCUGCCCCUUCAGCACCCUCCACUCUACCCCUUGUCAACACUACCACCACCCCCACUAUCCCCCAGGGUAGUAUUGUCCAGAUAAGCCCAGGGACAGCUACCAAUGUCAGCUCUAUUCUGAGGGGUGGCAGCACUCAACAUCUUGGAUUUGCCUCUCAUCUCCCAAAAGGUCCUAUGGCUGCAGCAUCGGCAUUUGCUGGGCCUAAGUCCAUGACUGCCCUGCCAAUGGUGAGACACCCCACGGUCAGCCUUCAGAGUCCUGGUACAAAGGUUCAGACCUCCUCUCUCAUCAAAUCAACCACACCCCCAACAUCAAAGUCUCCUACUCCAGGGGUAACCAUUGCUGUCACUCAGGCCAGUGAAGGAUCAAGCAGGACAAAUGUAACUGUACCAAGCACAGUCACAACCCCACAGGGCAGCAUUCAGAUUACCCUACAAGCCCCCCGCCAAGCUGGGGAGGGUAUCUCCAAACCUCCCACUAUACAGAGAACAAUAGAUGUUCAAAAGCCGCUCAUUCAGGCCUUGAGAACAACUACAGUUGAUACAGCCCCCAAAACAAUUAUUACAACUCAGGUCCGACCAGUUGGGGAAGCCGCAGUGAAGUCUGUUAUCGCUGGGUCCUUACAGAGGUCCCUGGAUGCAAAGCAACCCGUGAGGACGACUAGUGAUCCGGUUAUUCGACCCCCUAAAACAGUACAUGUGCCACAGACUUCCACAUUCUCUGGGACUAAAGUGUUUGUGACUCAGACUUCAAACUCAUCAGUGACUCCACAUAAUCUUGUGACAAAUCCAUUGAAGACUAACAAAGGUAUCACUAUCCCAUCAUCCUCUUCUGCUGCUUUAUCUGCAGCUUUGUCAUCUGUUACCACGACAGCCACAACCAUUCCCAUAGCAAAAGUACCCCCAGUGAGACAGCCCCCUUUGUCUCUGGCCCCUCACACAGUUAGCUCCACCCUUCCCCUCACCCCAAGCACUCUGGAAAGGCCUCGACCGGAGUCCACCCAUCCAGGGACUGCGCCACCAGCCCACUCCACGUCUACCGCUAGCAUAUUCAUGCCACACCGGACUCAGCCUAGUACUUCUCAUAAUGCACCAUCAACUCUCACUCAUGCAGAAAGGCCAGCCUUGUCCAGUCAGAUAUAUCCAUACUUCAUUCCUGAAUACUUGAUGCAAUAUCCUUGCAGUCCCUUGAUGCAGCAGGCCUUGGCAAAUGCGCAGCCAAAUGUACAUGCAAUCCCUACAAUAUCUACAGCUUCUACCAUCAGAACAGGGCUUCUGCAAAAUCAAACUCCAAAUUUAGCAGCCUCAUUACAAGCAGCACACACAUUUUCUGGGACACCAGGGGCAGGUGUGCGAUUGAAUCAAUCUCAGCCCGUUGUAGUUACCAUGGAUACUAUUCGAGCCCAACAGGCACUGUCUGGAAACCUUCCUUUCACAGGAUCAACGGCCGUUCCCGAGUCAACAGCACGUCCCACCACCCCAACAGACAGUCUAUCAACCCUGUCGUCAGCCACCGCAGCGUCUAUCCCUAUUCCUGCACUAACAGUCAUGGGACAGUGUAAUCCUGCUCCUAAUUAUCCGUCAACUCCAGUUACACCCCAGAAUUCUCAAUCUAACAGCAAUACCCCAGUCAGUACCCCAAAUGCUUCACCCAGACCAAGCAUUCUCAGAAAGCGAACCAAUGAAGGACCUGUGAAGAAACCAGUGUGUGGUCUGAAUACAAUGGACAGACACAGUCCUCGUCCAGAUUCUAGGACAGACUCUGCCCCCCAAUCCAACACGAGCUCUCCCAAAACUCCAGCUACUCCUGCAGGUGAAAGUCAGUCAUCCACUGAUACAGCCUUAUCAAGCGAGGCCACAACACCAACUCAAAACAACAUGGCUGAACUCAAGAUUAAACAGGAACCCAUGGAAGGGCUGGAAAAUGGUUUGUCUGCAGCUAUUAAUAGCAGCAUUGCUUCUUUGUCCAACUCUUUACCCAACAGCACAGAUGCUUCUCCCAGGAAGAAACCACGAAAACAGCUGCUAAAUGCUAAUGAGGAGCUGAAGGACAAUGUGUCCUCAGAUGAGGAGAAGGUGGCAGUGGAAUCUGUGAAAGAGGAAGAAGACAUUAAUAAUGAAUUUAGAGAAGAAUAUGUGGAUGAUGAAGGUGUGCGAUGGACUGUAGAGAAAUGUCGACCCAACAUUUCUCUUAUGAACUUUUAUAAUAUCUCUUGGAAACCUAGAAAUAAUCAUUUUAAUAGACAUACAGAAAUUAAACCAAAAGAGGAGCGACGCCCUACUGUGAAUGAAUUAGCCAAUCAGAGAGGAGCUGCUCAGAAGGCUAGUGGCUGGAAGCUGUAUCACAUGGCAGCACAGAUGGAGGAUCUGAAUGAUCUGGAGAAGACUUUAUUAAGCAAAUUAUCAUCAAUUCAAACUGCUUUGUCCCCACGUCCUCAGAAUAAACUCACUGUGGUGUCCAUGGAGGACGAACUGAGUAUGAUGCACGAGUUAACUCAGGCAAACAUUCAAAGAUGCAAACUCAUUAUGGAUCAACUUGAAGAAUCAAGAACAAACAUGUUGAAAGUGCUAGAUCAUAAACAGAAAAUAUCCGAAAUUAUCAAUAAGCAUGUUAGCAAGAGACCAAUUAAAAAGAAGGAAAGAUCAUAGCAUUGACCAAUGCAUGAAAUUAUACAAUCUGACCAAUCAGUGAGAGACAACCUGAGUAUGGAAAGUAUGUGAUACAAAUACAUGUAUAAAGCAAGAACUGAACUUGACAACAGAUUUGUUGUUGCCUCUUUUCUGUUUAUGCUAUUUCUUUUAAUUGUUUCUAUUAAGGGCAUGGUUUAAUGUUAAAAGUCUUUAACACUGGAUUUCAAUUCUUUGCAUAGAAAUCAAAUUUUAAGUUUAAGUAACCAUGACAAUGACAUGAUCAAAAGAAAGAUGAACCUUAAUGAUGUUUACAUGUAAAAAGGUUAUCUACAGCAGUUCCCAGGGUUUACCUCCCUUAAAUAUCCAUGUGUUAUAUUUGUUAUGCAUUGUUGAAAAUUUGAUAUAAGUUCUAUUAUUUCAUAUUGAAAUUCACUUGUUUCAUUGUGACAGUAGAACGUGUUUUCUGUGUCAUUUUAUUUAUUUCAUCAUUCAACAUGUUACAUACAUUUUAUUUGUUACUUUGUCACCAAAGAGUUGUGUGAAAAAUAAGUUUUCUAAAAAAGCUCUUUGACAUUGUACAGUUCAUCUUAAGUAAUAAUAGUAUAAACUUGACAUGAAGUAAAAGAAUUAUUGAUAAAAACCAUUUGUGAUUUCUGGUUUACAAAUUUUAUUAUUUAGGUGAUUAACACAUGGUUGAUAGUCACAUUUAUGUCAGCUGAAAGUUGAAAAUUAUGUUGUACAUUGCAUUUAUCAUACAAAAUACAAUAAAA